UAGUGGCGCGGAGCAAGCGAUUUCAAGGUUGCACUUUUGAUUAUUUCCCAUUGUUCCCCCAGAUUGUCUCAUAAUUAUCUACAUCAGGGAUGGGGAACCUUUUUUCUGCCAAGGGCCAUUUGGAUAUGUAUAACAUCAUUCGCGGGCCAUACCAAAUUAUCAACUUAAAAAUUUGCCUGUUAUAUUUGGUCAAACAUUUAAUUAACUCACCUCGAAUGUGCAAUGGCUGGAACUGCUUCUCUUUGGUGAGGCGUGUGAUGUUAGCUGGUAUUGAUGAUGUUGCUACUCGCAACUGCUUUUCCAGGUUUGCUCCUAGAUUUAUUGAAUUUCGAGGUUGCCUUGGCAGGGCCACACCAAAUGAAUAAAAUGUGUUUUAAAAAUAAUCAGGACAUUAAGAUGUAAACGUCUUCUAAAUAUGAUCAGAAUUUGGAAGCCGACAGGACGUUGUCCAUCUAAUCCAUCGACCCUGCCUUCAAAGCGCCAGGGGUGUGUCACCACGCGUCUUUCUAGACCCCUUUUCUGCCGGCAAAUUUGAACCAGCGGAGGUGGUUUUUCCACUGGCUUUUGCGAAACUAGAACCAAACCAUGAUAUGCUGGCCUCACCAGACACCUCAAUUCGUGAAGACAAAGUAUCACUGCGCCAUCGAAGGUGAACCUUAUGGCGGUACCACGGGUUACCGUAGUACCCCGGCUCUCGCAUAAUGUCCGUGAUGCAGUCAUCUUUAGUCUGUUGAUGGUCGGCGAUGCGGUAAUUGACUCAUCUCGACGAGCUGUACACGAUGCACUAUGGUGCAUGUGAGCAUUUAGAGUUUCAGCGCAAUUGUACUCGCUGCGUUUCGACAUCGCGGCAUAGCACUGAUUUCGGAUUGAUUGGUACCUCAAUCGCGGAGUUAAGUACACCCCUGGAAAAAUAGUGUCCCAGAAAUAAAAUCUUUAAUUGCCUCGGCAAUUUUGUAUUACUUGUUACCCCGGGGUACUGCCAUAAGGAUCACAUAUCUCUACUCAUUCAUUACAUUUGAUAACAGCGGCGUGGGUCGGCUUCUGCAGUGGAAAAACAAUCUGGCCCCUGAGCUGCACUGAGUUGGCUCAACAUGGCCCCGGUGGGCCCUGAGUUAUGCAGUGGAAAAGAGAUACGUGCCACAAUUGGCCUGGGAUGUCUGCUUCUGAAAAUAGAGAAGAAACCCACUUCUUUAACACUUGCCCUGAGGUUUGCAGAUCUAGGAUUUCCAUCAGAACAGCUCGAGAAUUGGCCAUUGUGUUAUUGUUGCAGGAACAAAUAAAACAAUGCCCACUAAGGUUUUGCCUUCGGGUUAACACAAUUGUAUCUUGUGCAUUUUUGUAUUGCUUUGAAGGCUAUGUCUACUUUGAAUGUCCAUCAGAAUGGCAUGUGUGGUGGCCGCCCCAAUGCUGGAGCCGAGUGGGGACUUCCCGGCGUGGCUGCAGGCGCAAGGCGUGAAUGCGGAGGUGGCCCGGGCCAUGGACUCGGAGCUGGGCAUCCGGGACUACGGGGUCCUGCGCGCCUGCAUCGGGGACGGCCUCGUGCGGGCCGAGCUGCUGGCUACGGCGCGCGACCGCCUGCCCUUCGGCUUCUACGCCGUGCUGCGGCAGGUGGUGAAGGUCCUGCAGGGCACCGAGCCCCACGACGCUGGGACUCCACCCUGGGACGACGCCGCUUCCUCCCCUGGCAACGUGAUGCUGGGAGGCCUGGUGGACGUGCUGCUCAUGCUGUUCAGGAGCUUGAGCCGGGAGCUGCUGCUGUCUGUAGACAGGCUGGGAGCCAUGGACGGCUCUCGGAUGUACACUGAGGACUCAACUCCACCUGCCAAUGAAGGCAGUCCUGAGAUUGUGAUGAAAGUGGAAGAGGAACACCUUUUGGAAUGUGUAGGGGAAGGAGUUUCUGAGGAGGAUUUUGGAAUCCCCAUUCAAACUGUGACCUCGCUGCACUCGGAGCAAGUGAGACUCACCACAGCUGCUGAGCCUGACCCGUCUUCAUUGCUGCAGCAUGAGGCAGCUGCCAAGGUGAAGAGGAAAAGAGCAGAUGCUGUUACUGGUAGCGAGUGUAUAACCUUGCCACUGUCAGUAAUAACAUCAGCCCAUCACAGUACUGUGAGCUUGAAUGUGGAGCAGCCAAACAUCAAACAUAGUUCGGAGCUUGGGGCAGUGCUGCAUCACUGUGAUCAAUGCGGACAGAGCUUUUCACAGAGCGGCACUCUCAAGCGCCACCAGCGUAUGCGCGUGGGAGUGAAUGCCCGUGGCUGCUACGCGUACGGCCAAACGAUACGCAGCUGCAGAGACAUCGGGCACCACUCGAAGAUGCACACGAAUGACAAAUGGUGGCUGAAUGAAUCGGAUGACAAAUCGAUCUCGCAAGAUGUCCAGCAGAAGCAUCACACAUUUAAUCACGCGAGGGAGAGGUCCUUCCAGUGCGCCAUUUGCAGCAGAGCCUACACAAGUGCCUCUCAAUUAAAGGAUCACAAGCGCAUACACACGGGCGAGAAUCUUCACCGAUGCAACGUUUGUGAGCAAGCGUUCUUGCGGGCCGAUCACCUGAAGGACCACCGAAGCGUGCACACGGGCGAGAAGCCGUACGAGUGCAAGGUGUGCGGCCAGUCCUUUUCGCGCGCCACCACGCUCAAGCGUCACCAGCUGGUGCACACGGGAGAGAAGCCAUACAGGUGCGAGGCGUGCGGCAAGGCGUUCUCGCUCGCGGCGGCGCUCAAGGCCCACUGCUUCUUGCAUACGGAGGGGAAGAAGUACCAGUGUGGCGUAUGUAACAAAGCCUUCGCUCAACCUGAUUAUCUACGGAAACACAGGAAAAAAAUGCACGUGGGGGGUAUGGAUAUGAGACCAAAGAAAUAAGGAUUGUACUCUUUGGUUCUUUCGGUAAAGUCACGUAGGUAUAAAAGAAAAUAAAUUAAAUCACGACGUUUCGGGCGCAACACAAGCGUCCCGUCACCAGGUGGAACAACGACAGCAAGAAACAAUUGCUGAAGUGGGCAAAAGGGCUGCUGUAACAAGAGGCUAUAUAGGUA
Lethenteron reissneri (Far Eastern brook lamprey) is the source of this 3032-nucleotide messenger RNA. Its product is annotated as endothelial zinc finger protein induced by tumor necrosis factor alpha-like. Gene Ontology annotation, molecular function: DNA-binding transcription factor activity, RNA polymerase II-specific; RNA polymerase II cis-regulatory region sequence-specific DNA binding. The record is from RefSeq and is a predicted model, not a curated record. Lineage: Eukaryota; Metazoa; Chordata; Hyperoartia; Petromyzontiformes; Petromyzontidae. Gene Ontology annotation, biological process: regulation of transcription by RNA polymerase II. Gene Ontology annotation, cellular component: nucleus.